Messenger RNA from Helobdella robusta, 1081 nucleotides. RefSeq lists its product as hypothetical. The coding region runs from base 1 to 780 and encodes 259 amino acids. The record is from RefSeq and is a predicted model, not a curated record. NCBI's taxonomy places the organism in Eukaryota, Metazoa, Annelida, Clitellata, Rhynchobdellida, Glossiphoniidae. The transcript is spliced from 5 exons.
AUGUUCGAAGCAGCAUGCAACAGUCUGCACAAACGUUACACGUCAAGUUUAACAAGAUUUACAUCGUAUCAGCACGUACCAGCAGAUGAACAGCGGGUACCAGCACAUCUGCCUCUAAGAAACAUCCAACAACUGCAGAAGCAUCGACUGCAACAACAUCUCCCAUUCGAUCUCUUCGCACAGUCCUACGAUAAAAUCAUUGUUGACCUGCACAAUGAUCUCAGGAGGCUGGAGAGUUCGUCAAACAUGAGGAAACUUAAAUGGGACAGUCAGUUGUACAAGUUGGCUCGCAGUUGGGCAGAGGAAUGCAUCAAUUCGUACGGCCAUCCCUAUAGAAAAGAGAUUCCUUACAGUUUUAUCAGUCAAAACAUCUUUAUCGAUUCCGUUCCAUCAUCAUAUUUGGAGAACGAUGAGAAUUUAGAAUCGUUUUAUUCAAAAAAUUUGAUUUCUAAAAAGAGUAAAACAUUGGUAACUAAUGCAAUAUAUGAGUGGUACGGAGAAAAAAGGUUUUAUGAUGGGGAAAAUAGAAAAUGCAAGCUUGAGCAAGGCUGCAACAGUUACUUCAGGAUUGUGAGAUCCAACUCAACUCGCGUUGGAUGUGCUCAUAACUUUUGUGCCAACAUCUUCGGGUCGGCCAGAAGGAACCAACUAAUAGUCAUAUGCAACUACAAUUUUGGGACCAUGGAUGAUUCAGAUGAAACAUCAGCACCCUAUCUGAAAGGUGUGCCCUGCUCGCUGUGCAACCCCGCCGAGAUUUGUGACGAUCAGCUUUGCUCCUGAGUGUCAUUAAACUUUUUGUUUGUAAUUUUUAUACUGAAUUUGUUUUGAAAUGAUUUGUAUAUUUUACGUGAAAUCUAUGUCAAACCAAUAUUUAUUCGUUACCUAACUGGAGAUGGGACUAUAUUUUCUAAACUAAUAUUUUUACCAGAUAUUUCAAGAUAAAUAUCGUCAUGAUAGACUUUAUUUAGUUUUCCUAAAAUUUAUUUGCAUUUUACUUUGUUUAAUUUUUAAUAUUGAUUUAUCUUUUCGUUAUUCUGUUUUGUCCAAUCGUAUUCUUUUCAUUAAAUAUUAUACUGAAAGC